AUGUUAAAAAGUUAGGAAAUUCAAAAUUAGUUAAGUGAAAACAUCAUUAAAGAAGAAAUAGAUGAAAAGGAAUUAUUGAAAAGCAGACAAUUUUCCACCUACAAAAAGUCUAACUGUUAAGAGCCAUCUGGGAUUAAGAAAUACAAAUCACAAAUUAUUGAUUCAGAUGAAGAAGACGAUAAGAAAGAUCCUGAUAAUAAUGAUGAAGAAGUAGAAUUUAAGGUGUGGACCAGUUUAAAGAAGUCUACUAUUUUACCCUAACGUGUAUAAAUUUCAUAAAAGAGUGUUGAAAAAGAUGUAGAUGCCAACAAUUUAAAACCAUUAGAUUUCGAGGAGGUUUUAAGAUAAAGUUAGAUAACCUUCAGUUAACAUAGAUAGAACUUUACAAAUGAUGAAUCAGAUGCUAGGCCUUAAUUUAAAAGUGUGAGAAUUACUCAAAUAGAUUCAGAUGAUGAUGAUGAAGAACUAGUCGAUAAAGUAGCUUUAAAUAUUGAAGCCCAUCCAGAUUUGGAUACAGAAAUAACGGCUGAUAAUAAAGUAAUGAUGAGCGUCAUACAGAGUAAGUUAUCUUAAUCAAUUUAAUAACAAUUCAAAUAGCAAUAAUCUUUAAAUUAAUAAUAGAACAUUGACGAACAGGAAGAGAUCUUUAAGUCUAAGAUUGUUUUCAUCAAUAAAACACCAGUGAUAAUAAGAGAAGAUGAUCUAUACAUUCGUAAAGUCAGAAGAAUACAAAAUUAUUUUAGAUUUGUCAAGCCUUUUAAAAAACUUAAAAAAUAGCAUCGCUACAGAGUAAAUAUAAUAAAUGAGUUAAUAUACACAGAAAAAAAUUAUGUAAACGAUCUUAACUCUAUCAGAGAGCAAAUAUAAAAGCCUCUCUUCUAAUUGAUUGAUUCUUAAUAUGACUUGAAAAUUAUGUUUAAUCUGGAUAGUAUUUGUGAAUUUAACUAAGAAUUUUUGAAAGUUCUUUUAUCUAAAACUCAGAAUUUUAAAGAAAAACCUUAUGCCAAGAUUAUGGAUGAAAUUGUUGUCUUGUUGCCAGGUUUUAGGUUUUAUUUCGAUUACUGUAAAGAAUAUUAAGCUACUCGAAAAAUACGAGAUCACUACUCAAACACAAAUUAGGUUUAUCAAAAGUUUUUUAAUGAUUUGCUAGAGAGACAACCAAAUUUCUUCAACAACUUAGAUUUGGAAAGCUAUCUUAUUAAACCUGUUUAGAGGUUACCUAAAUAUAUUUUAUUAUUCAAAGAUUUAUUAAAGCAUACUAAUAAAGAACAUCCAGAUCAUACCAAUAUUGAAUAAUGUUUGAAGCUCUUCUAAUAAAUCAAUGAUAAAAAUAAUCAUUAAAUCAAAACUUAUUUAGAAUAAUUAAAAUUGGUGGAACUUUAAAAUUACUUUGGAUAGCACAUAAUACUUGUUGAACCUGGCAGAGUAUUUUGCUUUGAAGACUUUUGCUCCACUUAUACAGAUAAACUACAUAAUAAUAUAAUUUUAUAUGCAUUUAAUAAUCUGUUGUUGUUUGCCUAAAAUAAGUAAAAUGGAUAAUAGGGGUAUUUUUCUCAUCUCCACUUAACAUAUCAAUCAUAUGUGAAAGAUAAAGAAAAUACAGAUUAUUUUGAGCAUUUUUUUGAAGUAGUUAAUAAGACUGAAUCUAUCAUCAUGAUUAAUCAAGAUAACGAAUCGAAAAUGGCAUUAAUGUCGAAGAUAUAAGAAAUAAUCCAGUAACUUAAAGAAAAAUAAACCAAUAUGCUAAAUGUAAAAAAACAAGCAAGUUUUAUAUCUGAACCUAAUAAUAAUACUCAAAAAGACUAAAAGUGUGAUUAUGAAAUAAAAGUGAUUGUUAUUGGAACUGAAAUAAGAAACUCAAAAUUUAAUCCUUAUACAGUAUAUGUAGCCAAUAUUUUCAUUUAAGAAUAUUAAACAAAGGUAUUUGUAAGAUACAGCCAAAUAGUUUCCUUAUAAACGAUUGUCAAUAAGUACGAUUCAGGUUUAAAAGUGCCAGUGUUGUAAACAUUGAAUUGGUUUCUUUCAAAUGAUGAAAAGGUAAUAGAUGAGAGAAAACUAUUAAUUGAAAAAUUCAUAUCCUCAGUGUUGAAUUCUUAAAAAUGUCAAAACACUAUCGAAUAUUAAAAAUAGGUUUUGGAACUGCUCAAUCUAAACCCAGAUUUCUUUUAAAUUCCUUUAGAACAGAAUCCGAAUUCUAACAAUAAAUUAGGAGAUGAUGACAUGAGGAAAAUGGUCUUGUAGAGUUAAUUUUCUUUUGGCAUUAAACCUAACUUACUUUAAUCAAUGAUUAUGAAAGGAAAGUCUACAAACAUCAUGUAAGCAGCUAAAGCCUCUAUCUAGAGAUUGAACAUUACGGCUAUUGAACAAGGUAAUUAAAUAGUGAUUGGAUAAGAGGCAUCUAAAUAACCAUACUGUAUAGAGGUAAGUCUCAUGGAUGAUAGAAAAAUAAUGGUGGGAUUCAAAAAGCAAACCUUAACUUUAUUUAUUAAAAAUGAAGUUGCUAAAUUUGUAGGAUUAAAAUAGUGGCUUGAUUUUAGAUUAUUCAUUGUAGAUUAGAAUAAAGAUCAACGAGUUAUUGAUGAUGAUGAAACAAUGUCAUCUAUAUUGGAUGCUCACAUAAAUGAAAACACAGGUUUGAUAAAUGCUUUCAAGAAGUUAUUAACGGUUUAACAGAAAUUCUAAUUUGUAUUCAGAAAAUACUUCUACUUGCAAUGGAAAUAAGAAGAAGCCGAUUACAGUUAGGAUCAAUAACGACUUUUAUAUCUAAUAAAUGAUAUACUUUGGGAAAUAAGAAAUGAAAAUUUUCAAUACAAUUUCAAUCAAUUUUGUUUGAUAGUUGCAUUAUUCUUCUAUUCAACUGGCACCUCUCAAGAUUAGCUUUCUUAGCUUAUGUAUAAAAUAAUCCCUAAGAACAGUUUAAAAAAGAAAAAAGAUGAAGUUUGGCUGAAAGAAAUUGUUUAUAAUAUAAAUGCUUUAUAAUAAGAGCUAAAAAAUUUAUAAAAAGACAAAUUAUAAUAAAAGAAUCAAAAAUGUCUUAACAAUUCUAUAUCUGGAUAAGCUUAGUUAAUGCUGAUGAAUUACUUGAAAACUCACUCCCUUUUUGGAAUGUAAUAAUUUUUGGUUGAAUGCAACAAAUAAACCAUUUAACUUAUCUAAAAGAAUUUUAAUAUUAAAAUUAGUAGCCAUAUGUUUAUUGGAUUAAAUUAUUCUGGAUAUCAUAUUUUGAACCCUGAAACAAAGGCAAUACUUUAUAAGUGUCAAUAUCAAAAAAUGACUGAAAUGAAAGCUUGCACAACAGAAUUUUCAUGUAUCAUUGACUCCACAAAAUUAUCUUUUAAGACUUAACUUUCUUUUGAAAUAAAAUCAUUGAUUCUUGAGUUUAAGUAAUUAUAGGAAUUUACUAACCAAAUUGCUUGUGGUGGUGCACAUUGA
Paramecium tetraurelia is the source of this 3432-nucleotide messenger RNA. RefSeq lists its product as uncharacterized. The transcript is spliced from 3 exons. The record is from RefSeq and is a predicted model, not a curated record. NCBI's taxonomy places the organism in Eukaryota, Ciliophora, Oligohymenophorea, Peniculida, Parameciidae. Gene Ontology annotation, molecular function: guanyl-nucleotide exchange factor activity; phosphatidylinositol binding.